AUGCGUAUCGGCUGUGAGAAGCUCAGUUUGCUCCUGCUGCUCAUAUGCGUGUUGGUUUCUGCGAUGAAGACGUCAGGCCCGAGCUCCAAACAACGUCAGCGGGACGCUCCGCAUGAGCAGGCUGAGCAGGUCAGCAAAAAGCCAAAAAACACAUUCCCCAAAGGCGGUCUGAGGGCUACACAGGAGUGCCAUCACGUCAAAAUCACCUACCGCAGUAUAGUCAACAAUGACGAAGCUAAAUUUGUGUAUAAGCAAAAAUUGGAACACAGGGUUCAGCAAAGAAUCGGGAUACCACUUGGCCCUUUUGACAACCCUCCACCGCCACCGCCGCUUGUGAUGGACUGGACCUUAUGCAACGAAACCUGCACAAUCAAGAUUCGACAAUUUGGACGAACUCUCAGGAGCUGGGUAUCAGGGGCUGGAGAAGGUCUUGCUCGGCAUUGUUGGAAUAGUGGACAACUGGCUUUGUCCCACAGAGAAAUCACUCUGGUCGAUUGCGGACCUGGAUGCGACCAGCCAAUUCCACCUUUGUGUCAAUGCGCAUUUGCUCUUGAGGUCUAUUCCAAAUAUAAGAAGUCCACAAAGGAAAUCGGGUUGGAAAUGGACCCAAGCGAGAGACCUUCAUGGUGGAAACCAUCCCCGAGUCCUCUGGCCAUUUGCGACUUAUUUCAUUUUUCGUUGGAAAUCAUCCGAAGUGUUGUAAUCAACCAAGGCUGGUUCGUAUGGGAUGGCGAAGAAGUCGAGAGCUCAGUACCAUGUCGGAAGUCAAAAGGGCCCCCAAGCAACUUGGUCGUCCCCCCCGAAACGUGGUGUCGUUGCAACAACGUCAAGCAUAACGAGCAGCGACAGGAUUGCGAUCAUUGGAAUGUAGAAUGUUGGAGGGAAGACCUCCAAGGAAGAGUGGUGCCGGUUUCUCCAGCGGAAGUCAUCUCUGCUGCUGCAAUCGCAAAUGACGAAUUUGAUCUUGAGUCUUGGCAGAGGGUGUUGCCAGGUUUGAACCUUAAUGAACGUGUCGAGCGUUAG
Molecule: messenger RNA, 1023 nt
Organism: Protomyces lactucae-debilis
Lineage: Eukaryota; Fungi; Ascomycota; Taphrinomycetes; Taphrinales; Protomycetaceae
Exons: 1
Coding region: 1-1023 (340 amino acids)
Source: RefSeq, a predicted model, not a curated record